This is a messenger RNA of Equus quagga, 2797 nucleotides long. RefSeq names its product phosphoglucomutase 2 (gene PGM2). The record is from RefSeq and is a predicted model, not a curated record. Gene Ontology annotation, biological process: purine ribonucleoside salvage; carbohydrate metabolic process. The coding region runs from base 57 to 1916 and encodes 619 amino acids. NCBI's taxonomy places the organism in Eukaryota, Metazoa, Chordata, Mammalia, Perissodactyla, Equidae. The transcript has 14 exons. Gene Ontology annotation, molecular function: magnesium ion binding; phosphopentomutase activity.
CGCCUGGCGGAAGGCCGAUCGCGCCUCCCCCUGAACUGGGCGGUGGCAGCGCGGAGAUGGUGGCGGCGGCGGCGGCAACAGCGGCUCCGGGAGGCAGCGGCGCUGGCAUGGACCCCCGGCUGGACCAGGAGACGGCCCGGUGGCUGCAGUGGGACAAGAAUUCUUUAACUUUACAGUCAGUGAAACAACUAAUUGCAGAAGGUAAUAAAGAAGAACUACAGAAAUGUUUUGGGGCUCGAAUGGAGUUUGGGACAGCUGGCCUUCGAUCUGCCAUGGGAGUGGGAGUUUCUCAUAUGAAUGACUUGACUAUCAUCCAGACUACACAGGGGUUUUGCAGAUACCUGGAAAAACAGUUCACUGACCUGAAGCAAAGAGGGGUCGUGAUCAGCUUCGACGCUCGAGCUCAUCCCGCAAGUGGAGGCAGUAGCAAAAGAUUUGCCCGACUUGCUGCAACCACGUUUAUCAGUCAGGGGAUUCCUGUGUACCUCUUUUCUGAUAUAACCCCAACCCCAUUUGUGCCCUACACAGUGUCACAUUUGAAACUUUGUGCUGGAAUCAUGAUAACCGCCUCUCACAAUCCGAAGGAGGACAAUGGUUAUAAGGUCUAUUGGGAGAAUGGAGCUCAGAUCAUCUCUCCCCAUGAUCAAGAGAUUUCUCAGGCUAUUGAGGACAAUCUAGAGCCGUGGCCUCAAGCCUGGGAUGACUCUGUAAUUAUUGGCAGCCCACUCCUUCACGACCCAAGUGCCUCCAUCAAUAAGGACUACUUUGAAGACCUUAAAAAAUACUGUUUUCACAGGAGUGUGAACAGGGAGACCAAGCUGAAGUUUGUGCACACGGCUGUCCACGGUGUGGGUCACAACUUCGUGCAGUCUGCGUUUAGAGCCUUUGACUUCGUUCCCCCCGCGGCUGUCCCCGAACAGAAGGAUCCCGACCCCGAGUUCCCAACCGUGAAAUACCCGAAUCCCGAAGAGGGUGAAGGAGUCUUGACUUUAUCUUUUGCUUUGGCUGACAAAACGAAGGCCAAAAUCAUUUUAGCCAACGACCCAGAUGCUGAUAGACUUGCUGUGGCAGAGAAACAAGACAGUGGUGAAUGGAGAGUGUUUUCAGGCAAUGAGUUGGGGGCCCUCUUGGGCUGGUGGCUCUUUACUUCUUGGAAAGAAAAGAACCAAGAUCCCAGUGCCCUCAAAGACACGUACAUGUUGUCCAGCACAGUCUCCUCCAAAAUCUUGAGGGCCAUUGCCUUAAAGGAGGGUUUUCACUUCGAGGAAACAUUAACUGGCUUUAAGUGGAUGGGAAACCGAGCCAAACAGCUAAUAGACCAAGGGAAAAAUGUCUUAUUUGCAUUUGAAGAAGCCAUUGGAUAUAUGUGCUGCCCUUUUGUUCUGGACAAAGAUGGAGUCAGUGCCGCUGUCAUAAGCGCAGAGUUGGCUAGCUUUCUAGCAACCAAGAAUUUGUCUUUGUCUCAGCAGCUAAAGGCCAUCUAUGUUGAGUAUGGCUACCAUAUUACCAAAGCUUCAUAUUUUAUCUGCUAUGAUCAAGACACCAUUAAAAAAUUGUUUGAAAACCUUAGAAACUACGAUGGGAAGAAUAAUUAUCCAAAAACUUGUGGCAGAUUUGAAAUUUCUGGCGUUAGGGACCUUACAACUGGCUAUGAUGAUAGCCAGCCUGAUAAAAAAGCUGUCCUCCCUACUAGUAAAAGCAGCCAAAUGAUCACCUUUACCUUUGCUAAUGGAGGCGUGGCCACCAUGCGGACCAGUGGGACAGAGCCCAAAAUCAAGUACUAUUCAGAGCUGUGUGCCCCCCCUGGAAAUAGUGAUCCUGAGCAGCUGAAGAAAGAACUAAAUGAACUAGUCAGUGCUAUUGAAGAAUGUUUUUUCCAGCCACAGAAGUAUAACCUGCAGCCAAAGGCAGAGUGAAAUAUUCCAGCCUUGGGCGUAAUUCCAGUUACACACAAUUGAGCUGAACUUGAUUUGUUAAGCAAUGUUUUUGAGGGCCAAAUGAUUGAAGCUAUCACUACAAGUAUUUAUAUGUUUUUUAAUAGACCUACAUUCCUCAUUGUUCUGUGUUUGAUCUUUAAAGUGAAUAAAGAAAAGAUGGCCAAGACCUAAAAAACCAACAUUCCUAUUAAAAGGUUGAGCCUGGGUAUUAUCUGAAUUAAAAAAUGAAGAUUUUAAAGAUAACUAACUUUCAAAAAUAUAUUAUAAUUAAUACGCUUUAAUUAGAAUAAAUAACAAAUAUGGCUUCUCCAUAAUUGUUUUUAUGAAUUAUUGAAAUAGCCAGAAAACGUAUACAGUUACCAAAUUCUGGGCUGUCAUGUGUAGGAUAGCCACUUCUUGGGUAUAUAUAUAUUUACAUUUGUUUACCUUUCUAUCAAUUGCUUAUAAAGUAAAAUAAAUGAACAGAUCAGAUGUUGUGUUCAUGUUUAGGGGAAAUACAAUUCACAGGAACCUGUAAAGUGGAGCAAAAGAUACUUUAAAAAAAUAAGCGUUUUUUGACCUAAAACUUUCUGGUUCUAAUAAUACACUGUUAUACAUUGUAUAUAUGCUAGGAAAAAACAGCUUAACCAUCUUUGUUCAAUGUGUUAACAUUCAUUUUAUCUCUUUAAAUCCUGAAUCAAACAAUUGGCUGUUGGAAACUUGCCAAGUACUUUUUGUCUAGUCUUUGCUGUAGUGCAAUUUAAUGUAAUUCUUGGUCGUGAGGCAGCAGGGACUAGAGGCAAUAACUAUUUACCUGACUGUAAUGUUUUUGCCUUGCUUCUACGUGAUUAAAAUCUAAAACCGGACUUUAUUAUAAUAGA